Messenger RNA from Austrofundulus limnaeus, 1434 nucleotides. It is a transcript of the gene e2f4, whose product is annotated as E2F transcription factor 4. The record is from RefSeq and is a predicted model, not a curated record. Gene Ontology annotation, cellular component: RNA polymerase II transcription regulator complex. Lineage: Eukaryota; Metazoa; Chordata; Actinopteri; Cyprinodontiformes; Rivulidae. Gene Ontology annotation, biological process: regulation of transcription by RNA polymerase II. Gene Ontology annotation, molecular function: DNA-binding transcription factor activity, RNA polymerase II-specific; protein dimerization activity; RNA polymerase II cis-regulatory region sequence-specific DNA binding.
AGAGUUUUCAGACACUCCCUGUCUUGAUCCGUCCCGUCAUACAUCGCGUGGCCAACGGCUCUCCACCACCGACUCACCGCUCAUUGAAUUACAGCGCUCAUCUUUUAUCGGCUCGGUUUGGGGAACAGGAAAAAAAAAAUCAACGCGAAUUCCUGAACUCUAUCUCCGGACAGCGGUGUAUUUUUAAUCGCGGCAGUGGAGCACGCUGUCCGGGGGUUCGCUGGCUUGGAUCAGGUCGGGAAAGUGAGGGGAAGAAGUACGGAGCUGGUCCCGAGCGAUGAUGGAGCUGGAGUCGGCCAGUAACCGAGGCGACCCGGGAGCUGCGGGGGAUUCGCUGCAGCCGCAGACCCCGAGCAGGCACGAAAAGAGCCUGGGACUGCUCACGACCAAGUUUGUGACCUUACUGCAGGAGGCGAAGGACGGGGUCCUGGACCUGAAAGCCGCCGCAGACUCCCUGGCAGUGCGACAGAAACGGCGUAUUUACGACAUCACUAAUGUCCUGGAAGGAAUCGGUCUCAUUGAGAAGAAGUCUAAAAACAGCAUCCAGUGGAAGGGUGUAGGUCCAGGCUGCAACACCAGGGAGAUCGCUGAUAAGCUGAUCGACCUGAAGGCCGAGCUCGAUGACUUGGCCAUCCGGGAGCACGAGCUGGACCAGCAGAGAGUCUGGGUCCAGCAAAGCAUCAAGAACGUCACCGACGACUCCAACAACAGCCCAAUGGCGUAUGUAAAACAUGAAGACCUGUGUGGGGCUUUUAAAGGUGACACUCUCUUAGCAAUCCGUGCUCCAAUAGGAACACAGCUAGAGGUGCCCGUACCAGAAGCUGCUCUGAACGGGCAGAGGAAAUACCAGAUCUGCCUCAAGAGUACUUCUGGUCCCAUCGAGGUUUUAUUGGUCAACAAGGACCCUUCCAGUGCCUGUCCCGUUGUGUUGCCCGUCCCGCCUCCAGACGACGUCCUUCAGAGGCUACCAGCACCUACCUCUCAGCUGCCCACGUCUGCCUCACAGGUCUCCAAAGCUCCAGCCACUGCUGCAAAACUAACUCCUGCCACACCAGCUUCUGCAGCCAACCAGACAACAACAGAGGUGACGAGCACCACUCCACUCAGUCCUACAACAGAAACAGCAGCUGCUGCUCCUCUGCAGCUCCAGUCGUCUGCCUCGUUGGACGGAUCCGCUGCUUCCUCCGCCUCUGCAGCGUUUCAACCAAUAAAGUCAGAUCCUUCUGAACUAUUAGACUUUCCCAAAGAGCUUUCUGAAAUGUUUGAUCCAACAAAAGAAAUCAUGAGUGGGGAUCUUUUAGAGGACUUGAUGUCAUCAGAAGUGUUCUCGCCUCUUCUUCGCCUGUCCCCACCGCCCAGCGACCACGACUACAUUUACAACCUGGACGAGACCGAAGGCCUCUGCGACCUCUUCGACGUGCCCAUUCUCAACCU